Eptesicus fuscus (big brown bat) is the source of this 2064-nucleotide messenger RNA. RefSeq names its product cilia and flagella associated protein 410 (gene CFAP410). NCBI's taxonomy places the organism in Eukaryota, Metazoa, Chordata, Mammalia, Chiroptera, Vespertilionidae. The transcript is spliced from 7 exons. Gene Ontology annotation, biological process: cytoskeleton organization. The coding region runs from base 76 to 843 and encodes 255 amino acids. The record is from RefSeq and is a predicted model, not a curated record. Gene Ontology annotation, molecular function: protein binding.
GGCGGAGCCAAGUCCUCCAGGAUAGCGGGCUGGUCCAGGGCCGGGCUGGUGGCUGGGUCCCGGUGACCCAUCGCCAUGAAGCUAACGCGCCAGAUGGUUCUGUCCCGGGCCAAGGCCUCGGAGCUGCAUAGCGUGAAAAAGCUCAACUGCUGGGGCAGCCGCCUCACAGAUAUCUCCAUUUGCCGGGAGAUGCCCAGCCUGGAAGUGAUCACGCUCAGCGUCAACAGCGUGUCGACCCUGGAGCCCGUGAGCCGGUGCCAGCAGCUGAGCGAGCUUUACCUGCGGAGGAACCACAUUGCCAGCCUGAGCGAGCUCUCCCACCUGAAGGGUCUGCCGCGCCUGCGGGUGCUGUGGCUGGCCGAGAACCCGUGCUGCGGCGCCGACCCCCACCUCUACCGCAUGACCGUCCUGCGCAACCUGCCCAACCUACAGAAGCUGGACAACCAGACUGUGACUGAGGAGGAGCUGUCCCGGGCAUUGAUGGAGGGAGAGGAGGUCACGGCCCCCAGCAGAGAGGGCACGGGGAACGGCAGGCCCGAGCUGUCCUACGCCCUGAGUGCCAUGAACGCCGCUGCUGAGACCCAAGGGGACGCGCUGAGCUACGGCGAGGAGGAGGCGAGCAUACAGGGACAGCUCGGCCUGAAGCCCCCUGCCCGGGACCGGUUUCCUUCCUUCCCACAGAGGGAGGCUGUGAGCAGCCGCAAGAACAGGAGUAACGUCCUGACUGCCAUCCUCCUGCUGCUUCGGGACUUGGACACGGAGGGACUGGAGGCCGUGCACCAGACCGUGGUCAGCAGGCUGCAGGCUCUGCACAGACAGGAGCUACAGGAGGACAUGGAGUGACCCAGCGGGGACCCCGCACUGCGGGACCUUCUGCUGAAGUCCCAGCAUCUUCCCGAGCACCCGGGAGGUGAGGCUGAUUGCCACAGCCGCGGGCGCUGCUGGAUCCUAGGCCGAGUCCCAGCACCUGGGGCUCGGUUCUCAGGAGCCUCAGCCCGCCCUGGAAGGCCGCGCUCUCACUUCGGUGGCACCCGGAGAGGGCAGGAGGGGCGUCAGGCGCUGGCUGGGCAGACCCCGCUCCCUCGCCCUCCUGUGCGGGACGCCCUUCUCCCUAAUAAACAUCUUCCGAAGCCCGGCCUGGAAGCAGGUUUCCUGAUAGGCACGGCCUUGGCAUUCUUUGUGAAGGUGAGAGUGGCUCGCACAUUUCCCGCAGGCCGUCUCUGACUCGGUCGUGGGGUGCAUUUCUGGGCUCAGGAGCCUUCCAGAAUUAUGGCCUCCCUGCAGACAGACGCCCUCCUCAGAGUCACAGCAGCAGAGGGUUCGUGCGGACCCUGUGACAGGCCUUGGAGGGACAGGCCUGCGCGUCUGCUUGGGGAUCCAGAUGCGGCCACAGCUGGAGCCGCUGGGCGGGUCGGACGGCCUCUGGGAACUGCAUCUAACACGUGUUCUUCCUCUGGGAACUGGCAGGCCUUUCCCUGAUACACAGUAUGGGGUGAGGGGGGGGGGGGGAUGCUGCAGCCCUGGGGGCCUUCCUGGUGCCUCCAAAAGCUGAGAAGGCCUCUCCAUGGAAGGGGAGCAGUAUGACGCCCUCCCGCCCCCCGCCCCAGCCAUUAGAGACAAGCCCAUUCUUGCUGCUGUUGAAACGACUGGGCUGGAGAGGGAGACAGGCCCUUCCGCUGCCCCUUCCCCACUUUGGGGGACUGUCUGCAUCCCUGAGAGCUGAGCCGCCAGCUUGUGUGAGAGCCACACAAACCAGAGGCAAGAACCACGUGACAGCCAGCGAGGGCGGGACGGCGUCUGGAAGACCGCGGCUUUCCUUGCUGAGGCUGCGCCGUGGGCCAGCCCUUUUCAAGCCGCUGAAGACCUCCAAACUCGGACUGGCGAGGACCAAGCAGAGGCAGUGCCUCCUCUGUGGCUCUUUUGUCGUUUGUCGGGACCAGGGGUGAGCUCUGAGCAGUGGGAGGCAUGGGGUCACCGCGUGGGGUCAUCUGGGAGGGUGGCUGCGGGCCCGUGCGUGUGCCUUCUCGUCGUUAUGGGAUGUUGCUCUCAAUAAAUCUGUGCCUU